UUUAGCCAAAGUGACUAGCUCGAAUUCAUCCCCAAUUCAUCCUUAGUACAAUGCGAUUCCUGCUAAGGCUGACACGUCGAUUUCGCUCCGGCUGGCAGCGAAGUCUUCCCGCAAGUUUCCGCCGAGGAAAACUCCAUUCCCAGCUGGUUACGAUUUGUGUUUACGGGACAGUUUUCCUUAACAUACUUUACGGCGUUUAUCUCGGUCUCUUUUCCUUCAGGCGCAAAAAGUUUGUGUUUUCCAAAGGGGUUACUAUCUAUAGCUUAUGUGUGGCCACGUGUUUUGCACUGUUCUACAUCUGGAAUAUUUACAACGAAAUUUCCACCGGCCAGAUCAACCUUCGAAAUACUAUUGGAAUAUAUUGCUAUAUGAACGUUUGCGUUUGCCUGUUUAAUUAUGUGACACAAUGGGUAAAAACUUUGGAGAUAAUUCGAUUCCAGAACAGUGUUCCGCUGUUUAAGGUCCUCGAUUCGGUGGACAUUUCAGCGAUGAUUGUGUGGCGAGCAUUUGUGUAUAGCUUACUCAAGAUCGUGUUCUGUCCGCUUAUCGCCUAUGUAACCCUGAUUCUAUAUCAAAGACGCUCCCAUCCGGAAACUCAGUGGACGAGUUUGGCGACCGUGAAGACCAUGUUGCCGCUGAUUGUAUCGAACCAGAUUAAUAAUUGCUUCUUCGGCGGCCUGGUAAUUGCAAAUUUGGUGAUUGCCGCGCUAAAUCGAAAGUUGCACGGCAUUGUUAAGGAAUCCAAUAUGCUGCAGUCACCUGUUCAGAUGAAUCUCCAUAGGCCCUAUUACCGUAUGCGUCGCUUUUGCGAGUUGGCCGAUCUUUUGGAUGAGUUGGCCGAGAAGUAUGGCGUCACUGCCAGCCGCUCAAAGAAAUACCUUCAAUUCACGGACUGGUCCAUGGUGCUAUCGAUGCUAAUGAACCUUCUCGGCAUCACCAUGGGAUGCUACAAUCAGUAUUUGGCCAUUGCGGAUCACUACAUCAACGAGGAGCCUUUCGAUCUCUUCCAGGCCAUUGUGCUGCUGGUAUUUCUGGCUGUGCCCUUCCUGGAACUCGUCAUGGUGGCUCGGAUAAGUAACCAAACUCUCAUGGAGGUGAUUGCCAUCAUUUGUUUUAAUCUGAGAUUAAAUACUAAGAUCUUCUAUUUGCAGACCAGAAGAACUGGAGAACUCUUGCAGAGAUUCGAACUGCAGCACGCCGAUGCCCGUUUCAAGCAAGUGGUGAAUGCCUUCUGGCUACAGGUCGCCACCAUCGACUAUAAACUUAUGCCACUGGGCCUCCUGGAGCUGAACACCUCGCUGGUCAAUAAGGUUUUCUCGUCAGUCACUGGCAGCCUCCUGAUUCUCAUUCAAAGUGACUUGACCCUAAGGUUUUCUCUAAAAUAA
Drosophila teissieri is the source of this 1385-nucleotide messenger RNA. It is a transcript of the gene Gr97a, whose product is annotated as putative gustatory receptor 97a. The record is from RefSeq and is a predicted model, not a curated record. Gene Ontology annotation, biological process: sensory perception of taste. The coding region runs from base 51 to 1385 and encodes 444 amino acids. Lineage: Eukaryota; Metazoa; Arthropoda; Insecta; Diptera; Drosophilidae. The transcript has a single exon. Gene Ontology annotation, cellular component: membrane.